AUGCCAUCAUGUCUUUCUUCCAUCGAUUCGGAGAAAGCCUGUGAUACUGAAGCGUUAAAGGCGCAGUUCAUGAUGAAAUUAGUUUCUGAGAUUUCCUUACAGGAUGAAUUCGAAGCCCCCUCUCAUACCAUAUCUGGCGCUAUCAGCUUUGAGGCCGACAAACGACGUUUACUAGCUGAAAAAGAAGCGCUGAGUAAAAGACGACGAUACCUCACGUCAAGUGAAACAUUACAGAAGUUGACAAAACCUCCAUAUUUUUCUCGGGAGAGUCUGACGACUUCUAAAUUUACAACUAAAGUCGAGAGGAAGAUGGUCGAACGUGUUGACCGAAAAGUAUGGGUUGAUGAAGUGAACGCUCUUUCACAACAAGUGGUCCCCCAGUCAAACGAUUCAACAAGCGAAGAGAAUGUGCGAGAUAGAGUGUACAAUCCCAACGACUUGAACAGAAAUGGUUCUGCUCGUACAAGCCGAUACCGUGCAAAAAUGGAGAAGGCUCGACGAGAAUUCAUCGCAAACGGUUCGGAUCCGAAUGGUAUGAAAGUUCAGUGGACAGUUUGA
Molecule: messenger RNA, 558 nt
Organism: Haemonchus placei
Lineage: Eukaryota; Metazoa; Nematoda; Chromadorea; Rhabditida; Trichostrongylidae
Source: the annotation of a GenBank genome assembly